Messenger RNA from Leptinotarsa decemlineata (Colorado potato beetle), 1168 nucleotides. Its product is annotated as STING ER exit protein. Gene Ontology annotation, biological process: endoplasmic reticulum membrane organization; endoplasmic reticulum to Golgi vesicle-mediated transport. The record is from RefSeq and is a predicted model, not a curated record. NCBI's taxonomy places the organism in Eukaryota, Metazoa, Arthropoda, Insecta, Coleoptera, Chrysomelidae.
ACACUGAAAAUCUGUUUUGAUUUUUUGAUAGUUCUAUACUUAUAACAUAACCUAUAAGUAUAUCCUGAUAUAUUUGAAGUUAGUAGUUGUAAACAAAAAUAAGUUUUUCAAAAUGCCAAAAGUAGUAUCAAGAAGUAUCGCUUGUUCUGAUACUAAAGAUCAGGAGGAAUAUGGAGACGAAAAGCCUUUACAUAUCUAUUAUUGUUUGUGUGGUCAAAUGACAUUAAUUCUGGAUUGUUCAAUUGAGAAACUACCAUUACGUAAAAGGGAUGGAGCUAGAGUGCUGGACAGAACCAAUCAUGCCCACAAAAUCACGUGUGACACAGACGAGGCGGUUUAUAUCAAACGCCCUGAAGGAAUAGAGAGGCAGUACCGUUUGAAAUGUAAAAAAUGUGGACUGCUGCUGUACUAUAAACACGAUGUACAAGUAAGUUGACUCUAUAAUACGUCAUUGCAAAAAUCUCAACUUGUAAAUAUGCCACUUACAGGCAUUAUUUUUUUUUGAAAUUCAAUAUUAACUUUGUUUCAGAGAGAGGUUGCUGACAGCUAUGCCAACAAUGCACGUAUCAUAGAAAAACAACUCGAGAGGAAGGGCAUGUCGAAAAGAAAACAAGAGCAGAGUAAAAUACAAGAAUUCAAGAAAAUUAGGGGUACCUUAAUCGAUAAAUGAAUGCAAAUGUUGAUUGUUCAAAUAUGACCAGAUAGAAAAGGAUCUCCAAUUGGAUUUUGAGACUAAAUUUUUUGUAAAUGGACGACCUGCUACGUCUUCCAUUAUUUUGAAUGUUAGUUGAAUCAAUUUUCAUGAACUUAUUCUUAGAUUGUGGGUAACUUGUGGUAUGCUGACCCAAUUUUUUGUAUCAUUUACCAACAUAUCUAUUUAUUUGUUUUUGUAUACCUACCAUAAUGCAUGUUACAUUGUAAUACGAGUUCUGAUAUUGUGCUAUUGCAAUCUUUGAAAGGUAUAUAUAGCUUGGAAAUCGGCGUCAUUGAGAUUCUGAUUUACAAUUGUUGCAAAAAUUACCCAAAAUCAGCAGGUUUGUGUUAUCAAUUCAAACUGAUGUAGUAAUAGAAUAAAAUUAAAUACUUUAUUGAUGUCUUACACUAUUGUGCUUACAUAUGUCAAAAACGAUGUGAAUUUGUGCAAAAAUAUAGUUUGAAGUUAUUGAAA